Molecule: messenger RNA, 1746 nt
Organism: Gymnodraco acuticeps
Lineage: Eukaryota; Metazoa; Chordata; Actinopteri; Perciformes; Bathydraconidae
Product: zinc finger BED domain-containing protein 4-like
Exons: 2
Coding region: 524-1483 (319 amino acids)
Source: RefSeq, a predicted model, not a curated record
GCCAACAUGUCUGCCACUUGGAGAUAUUUCAAAAUAUCAGCGAAAGAGGCGCGGAUUGCGAUUUGUAAAACGUGUUCAGCUGACAUUUCUCGAGGGGGUGUAACUGCGGGAUUACUCCACCACUUGAAAUCAAAACACCCGGACAAAUAUGCGGAGUAUGAUCAAAUCACUAGCGCACAGAAAAAAAAAGUCCUUCCCAGCACCCCGACUCCUUCUGUGGCGGACCUUUUUGAAAAGGUAAAAAAGUUUCCCAGUGAUGGUCCCAAGGCAAAGGGCAUUACUCGGAAGUUAAUGGAAUGCAUCGCCAUUGGAUAAUCAACCGUUUUCUGUCGUACAGGACGUUGGAUUUCGUAGGCUUAUUGAGCCACGUUAUUCCUUGCCUAGCAGACGGCACUUAGCAGACGUGUGCUUACCUGAACUGUACAAUGUCGUUGCUAAUCACAUCCAUGAGCUCUUGGCUACAGAUAUUACAGCCAUCAGCUUCACGACAGACAUAUGGAGCUCAGACGUAAGCAUCACCAGUAUGCUCAGUCUAACUGCACAAUGGAUCGACAAGGAUUUUAAACUGCAAAAGAUUCUGCUGCAUUCACAAGAGUUUAGGGGGUCUCAUACAGCACAAUCCAUCUUCUUGGCAUUCGACACAUGGCAUAUCGACCGACCUAAAGUGCACGCAAUAAUCAGUGAUAACGCAAGAAAUAUGACUAAAGCUAUGGAAGAAGGCAAUCUGAGUGGAAUACGCUGCAUGGCCCACACGCUGCAAUUAGCUGUGAACGAGGGAGUGUUGGCUCAACGCAGCGUAAAAGAUCUGUUGGCGGUAAGCAGAAAGAUUGUUGGUCACUUCAAACAUUCUCAACUGGCCUAUUCUCGCAUAGAGCCAAUACAAGAUGAGCUUGGAGUAACAACGAAACGGUUCCAACAAGAUGUGAGUACAUGGUGGAACAGUACUUAUUAUAUGCUGGAAAGCCUCUUUGCUCAAAAGCGAACCUUGGCUUCAUACAGCGCAGAUCAUGAUCUCCUCGCAUCAUUCACUCCAAACCAGUGGAUCUUAAUGGAGAACAUUCUCUCCAUUCUUGCCCCAUUUGAACAGCUAACUAGAGAGAUUAGCUCAUCUGACGCAUCGGUGGCAGACGUCAUCCCUUUACAUGCGGCUCUAAAGCGUCUUCUAAGGAAAGAGGUUGAAACAGACCGUGGAGUAAAAACUAUGAAAAGUACACUCUUGGAGUCUGUCAACACACGUUUUGCUGAUAUCUACUCUGAUCCCCUGUACUGUAUCGCGACUGUAUUUGACCCGCGAUAUAAAGAUCAUUAUUUUGAUGCGGGGAAAAAGCAAAGCGCACGAGACAUGAUCCAGGCUGUGUUGGAUAAGGAGAACCCACGAGAGGAGGCUGCUGCGCACAGCACAGGAGACGUGACGCAGACCACAGAAAAAAGGGCUCGUCUGAGCAGAGGAGGAGGAGAGGGGGCAACCACCCUCGUUGUCUGAUAUGUUCAACGAGAUCAUGGAAGAGAAUACUACCCCAAAUAGGCUGGUGACAAGCUCAACCGCUCAACAGUUAGAUGAUUAUCUCUCAGAAGUACCCAUCCCCAGAAGCGAGAACCCUCUUGGAUACUGGAGAAACAAACAAGACCGCUUUCCUGACCUGGCCAAGGUGGCACGCAAGUAUUUGAGUGCUCCAUGCACAAGCACUGACAGCGAGAGACUGUUCAGCGCUGCCUCUCAUGUGCUUGAUGAGAAGAGGAACAGAC